AUGGGUGCCAUCUCUCUCUUAAAGAAUAUGCCGGUGAUGAAUCCCUCGUUAUGUAUGGGUGCACAACCAUUGGUGCACCUCCCUCCUCGCUCUUCUCACUUUCCCGCUAAUGGAAAAUUUCAUUCUCUCAAGCCACUUGCAAGUACAGGAGUCGUUGUUAUGAAAGGAUUGGGUUUAGGCUCUAAGAGCACAAGAUCUGUCUUUGCCUGUAACGCUGCGCUGAAUGCAAAAUGCAGCCAAGGACAAACACAGACUGUUACGAGGGAAUCACCAACAAUCACUCAAGCUCCUAUACAUGGAAAGGAGAAAUCCCCAAACCUUGAUGAUGGUGGAAGCGGGUUCCCACCUCGGGAUGAUGGUGGUGGUGGUGGCGGAGGAGGCGGUGGAGAGAGCUUCUCAGGUGGAUUCUUCCUUUUCGGGUUUCUUAUGUUCAUGGGAUACUUGAAAGAUUUGGAGGGCGAACAUGAAACCAGCCACUAG
Molecule: messenger RNA, 480 nt
Organism: Eruca vesicaria subsp. sativa (arugula)
Lineage: Eukaryota; Viridiplantae; Streptophyta; Magnoliopsida; Brassicales; Brassicaceae
Source: the annotation of a GenBank genome assembly